Molecule: messenger RNA, 1839 nt
Organism: Penicillium nucicola
Lineage: Eukaryota; Fungi; Ascomycota; Eurotiomycetes; Eurotiales; Aspergillaceae
Gene: kexA
Product: serine-type carboxypeptidase kexA
Exons: 3
Coding region: 1-1839 (612 amino acids)
Biological process (GO): apoptotic process; proteolysis
Cellular component (GO): trans-Golgi network
Molecular function (GO): serine-type carboxypeptidase activity
Source: RefSeq, a predicted model, not a curated record
AUGCUAUUGUCCGCAUUAACACUACUGCUGAGCCCGGCGCUGGUGUCAGCCGCUUCAUCCGCCGAUUACUAUGUACGCUCAUUACCAGGAGCCCCGAAGGGCCCUUUCUUGAAGAUGCAUGCUGGCCACAUCGAAGUCAACCCGGAAACCAACGGUAACCUGUUCUUCUGGCACUUCCAGAACCGCCACAUCGCGAACCGCCAGCGCACCGUUAUUUGGCUGAAUGGAGGCCCCGGAUGUAGCUCUAUGGAUGGCGCGUUAAUGGAGGUUGGCCCAUACCGACUGAAGGAUGAUCAAACGCUUGAGUACAACCCUGGCCGCUGGGAUGAGUUUGCCAACUUGCUCUUCGUGGACCAGCCGGUUGGUACCGGGUUCAGCUAUGUCAACACCGAUAGCUAUAUACAUGAGCUGGAUGAGAUGUCCUCUCAGUUUAUGGUGUUUUUGACCAAAUUCUUUGAAAUGUUCCCUGAAUAUGAGAACGAUGACCUGUAUCUUGCCGGUGAAUCAUACGCUGGACAACAUAUUCCAUACAUUGCGAAGGCUAUCCAAGAGCGCAACAAGGUCGCGCCGGCAAACGGUGCGAGGAAGUGGCCCUUAAAGGGUAUGCUGAUUGGCAAUGGUUGGAUCUCUCCUGCAGACCAGUACCCUUCAUAUCUUCCUUUCGCCGAGAGGGAAGGUCUUGUCAAACAAGGAUCUCAGACCCACAAGAAGCUAGAUGCUUUGAAUUCCGUCUGCCUUUCCAAACUUGAAACCCCCGGUGCAAAGAACAAGUUGGAUGUCGAAUCAUGUGAAACGGUUAUGAGAGAACUCCUUUCGCUCACAACCCAGGAUGGACAAUGCUACAACAUGUAUGACGUCCGCCUUAGAGACGAAUACCCCUCAUGCGGCAUGAACUGGCCCCCAGACUUGGAAUACAUGACGCCUUAUCUUCAGCGUCCAGAUGUGGUGAAGGCCUUGAACAUCAACUCAGCCAAGAAAACCGGCUGGCAAGAAUGCUCCGGCAUGGUCGGUGGUGCUUUCAGCGCGAGAAAAUCUCUUCCCGCUAUCACCAUGCUCCCCGAAUUGAUCGAAUCUGGUCUUAAUAUCUUGCUAUUCAGUGGCGACAAAGACCUCAUCUGCAACCACCUGGGAACAGAGGCUCUGAUUCACAACAUGAAGUGGAAGAAUGGCACCGGUUUUGAGACCUCACCGGGUGUUUGGGCUCCCCGUCAUGAUUGGUCCUUUGAGGGCGAGCCUGCUGGUAUCUACCAGUACGCUCGUAACCUCACUUACGUGCUCUUCUACAAUGCCAGCCAUAUGGUGCCGUUUGAUAUGCCACGCCAGAGUCGUGAUAUGCUGGACCGCUUCAUGAAUGUUGAUAUUGGAAGCAUCGGCGGUAAGCCAACUGACUCUCGUAUCGAUGGCGAGAAGCUACCUCAGACUUCUGUUGGUGGUCAUCCCAACAGCACUGCUGCCGAGCAGCACGAGAAGGAGAAGCUGAAGCAGACUGAGAUGCAUGCUUACACCAAGUCUGGCGAGGCCAUCCUCGUCAUUGUCAUCAUUGGUGUUACCGUCUGGGGCUUCUUCAUCUGGCGCAGUCGCCGCUCGCACAAGGGCUACAAGGGCGUUUCGGACAAUGAGAUGAUGGGUAGUUCCUCUAUUCUCAACAGAUUCCAAAACAAGCGUUCUGGUGGAGAUGUUGAGGCUGGUGACUUUGACGAGUCCGAGCUUGAUCAGCUUCAUUCCCCUGGUAUUGACCGUGAACAUUAUGCUGUUGGUGAGGCGAGUGAUGAUGACGAUGACCACCGUGAGGCAUCUCACCCAGUACCCAAAACUGGUGAAUCUCGCCCAUCUUCAUGA